This is a messenger RNA of Penicillium psychrosexuale, 2745 nucleotides long. RefSeq names its product serine/threonine protein kinase BUD32 (gene bud32). Gene Ontology annotation, molecular function: ATP binding; DNA-binding transcription factor activity, RNA polymerase II-specific; zinc ion binding. Gene Ontology annotation, biological process: protein phosphorylation; regulation of DNA-templated transcription. Lineage: Eukaryota; Fungi; Ascomycota; Eurotiomycetes; Eurotiales; Aspergillaceae. The record is from RefSeq and is a predicted model, not a curated record. The coding region runs from base 1 to 2745 and encodes 914 amino acids. The transcript has 6 exons.
AUGGAGUUUGGCAACCAAAGAACCGCUAGGAAGCGCGAGAUCCGAACCCGAGCCCCGACAGCCUGUCAGACCUGUCGGCUGCGGAAGACUCGAUGUGACAAUACCAGGCCGACCUGUAGCUACUGCGCCGUGCAGGGGAUGGAGUGCAACUAUCCCGAAACAUCGCCACAUCAGAACCAGGUUGGAUUUGAUUCGGGGAACCCAUCGAACAAUGAGGUGCUCCAGCGACUGAAUCAUAUCGCCGGUUUGCUAGAGAAUAUCAAAUCCGAAGGCUCCACCAGCUCGACUCGCUCACUCAAGGAAGGAUUCUUUGAGUUGGCCAUGCAGAAUACUAGCCCCGUAGCUGAUUCAUUGCCGGGGAGCAAUCCAUCUAGCACUAGCACCGCUAGUAUCGACGACCGGGGAGCUGAUAAUGAUCCCCGAGUCCUUUACAUGGCUAGCUCCGGGGAGAAUAUGCUCCGAUGGCCUAUUUUCAACAAGGUCAUCACCGAAGCCGAGAAACAUAUCCGAUCUUUUUUACUCGACUCGCUGGAUAACCAGCCCCGCAGUAUGCAGGCACCCCGGCAGGUGGGGAUUGGAAGCUUUGUCGAUGAGAUCCCUAGACUUUGCAGGAAAUACUUCCUACUAUGCCACCGAAGAAACCCGAUAGUCGAUCUGGACAGUCUAGACCGUUAUGCCAAGGAGGUCACCGUCCAGGGUCUGGGAUGGGAUGGCCCCUCGUGUCAAGUGCUGUUAGCGUGUGCCUUAGCUUCGUGCACGUCAUCGAAGUUUGUUCCCCUAGCGGAUGAUAUGCCAGCGAAUCUCGAUGCACUCCAAGCACCACCCAUGUCAGACGCCAAUCUCGAUUUGGCUGAGACAUAUUUCCACGCGGCAAAGCAGAGAUUCGGCUUCUUGCACACGUCCCCAACAGAUAUUCAGUGUUUUCUUCUUGCUGGAAGCUACCACAGACAUGCCAUACGACCUUUGCAGGCUUGGUUCUGUUAUCAGCAGGCAUCUUGCAGAUUAGAAGUUCGUUUGCGGUCGCUGUGUAGAGAACAGUGGACCGCUGAUGACAAUUACCAUAACCUGGAGUCGAGACUAUAUUGGUCUUGUAUCCAAGCGGAACAUGAGAUGCAGAGCGAGCUCCCUCUCUGGAGCAGUGGUCUUGAAAGCCUGGGAUAUUCAGAUCCGUUCCCUAAAUUCUCUCGCAGAUCCUCUUCCUCAUAUGACGAAAUGGAUGAAGACCAAGAUUUUGCAGUCAAGCCAGGCUUUGAGCUGGAUGGCACCGAAGAAGAGAAAGGCUGGAAAUUCUACAUCGGGUCCAUCUGUAACCGCCGAACCACUAAUGACAUAGUGUCUGACAUGUGGCGUCAAGGAGAGAAGGGCUGGACCAAAGAUAUUCCCGGUCUUCUAAGAAAGACAAUGGACGCGGAGCGUGUUGUAACGUCAUGGUACCAAAUCUCAGUAUCCGGGAUCCAGUCCCAAAAAGAUAACCCAGAUCUGAGGUUCUUCUUCCGUGGUCGGUACCACAUGGCACUAGAGAGGAUCUACCGACCAGCGUUCUACCUCGCGAUGCACUUCCAGGGGAUGCCAGCGUUUAUCAGGAAGAACAACGCAAUGUGGGCAGAAGUAUUCCAUCUGGCCCAAAAGGCCAUUGACAACUGCGUCACCCUAAUACCAAGCUACUGGUAUCAAUUCCGCCACGAGUGGAUCUGGAAUGUAGUGCGCGCCAGCUUCGCCUGUGCUGUGCACAUCCUCGGGGCUAUCUUAUAUCAGCUCGAAGCAUCGAGGGAUCCUAGUACGUGGCAGGUACGUUUACCGUCGAAUUGGACUGCUUUGGUGAGGCUGUCGAUUCGAACGCUGAAGCAUUGGUCGUCGGAGUCUACUGAUCUAGAGGUUAUGGCGUCGACUCUUGAGAGGAUCUCUCUCCAACCCUCUCAAAAUGGAAGAAUACAAACCCCCAGCUCUCCCCCCCCCUUCAACAAUACCACCCCACCACCAAUCCUCCUCACCCAAGGCGCCGAAGCCCACCUCUACAAAACCACCUCCCUCGACCCCUCCAUCUCCGCCGCGCUCAAGAUCCGCCCAUCAAAACCCUACCGCCACCCAAUCCUAGACCGUCGACUUACCCGCCAACGGAUAAUCUCGGAAGCGCGAUGCCUUGCGAAACUCAUACGGGAGGGCGUGAGCGUCCCAGCGCUCCUAGCCCUGGACUGGGAGGGACACGGCGGCCCCGAAGGCGGGUGGGGCGGCGCCUGGCUAAUGAUGGAGUGGAUUGACGGGCCUGUGGUGCGGGUAGUUCUCGAGCAGUGGGAAGCGUGGAUGAAGCACAACGAGGGCUCGCUGGAUGAGUCACAGAUUGAAAACGAAGAGGCGCGUGUGCGCGGCUUGCUGAGGAAAAUGGGCUCGGCCAUUGGUGUCCUGCACAAGGCUGGUAUUGUGCACGGAGACUUGACGACAAGUAACCUCAUGCUGCGCCCGUCUGCGGACGCAGGUGAUGCGGUUGAGGGCACUGGAGCGCCCUCUAUGGAGGGGGAUGUCGUGCUGAUUGAUUUUGGUCUUGCGUCGCAUAGCAAUCAGGAUGAGGACCGGGCGGUGGAUUUGUACGUUUUGGAGCGGGCUAUUGGGAGCACGCAUCCGCGCUCGGAGCCUUUGCUCGAGGCGCUGAUCAUGGGUUACCGGGAUAGCUACAAGGGGGCUCCUUCCGCGCUGAAGAAGCUUGAGGAUGUGCGCUUGAGAGGGCGGAAGAGGAGCAUGCUUGGUUAA